AUGGCCACACGGUGCUCUUCUGCUUUGAGGGCGAUUGCCCGCACACAUCGCGUGGCUCGCCCCAGCGCAUUCGCGAGCUCGUCAAGAUGUCUCGCAACCGCGACCGCAACGGACCCAUCAUCACCACCUCCGCCGCCAGCACCCAUUGGAGCCGCUGACCCUAAGCUGAACAAGAUCGUGGAUGACAUUUCUGGUCUUACGUUGCUGCAGGCGGCCGAUUUGGUCGCUCUCCUGAAGUCAAGACUGAACAUCCAGGAGAUUGCCAUGCCGGCAGCUGCGCCGGCCGCGGCCCCUGCACAGGCAGAGGCAGAGGCACCGGAGGAGAAGCCAAAGGAGAAGACAAUGUUCAACGUCACGCUCGAGUCCUUCGACGCCGCUGUGAAGCCCAAAAUCAUCCGGGAGGUGAAGGCUAUGAUCCCCAACUUGACCCUCAUCGAGGCCAAGAAGUUUGUGGAGUCGCUGCCACAAACGCUCAAGACGAACGUCAACAAGGAGGAUGCCCAGAAGCUGGAAAAGACCUUCAAGGACAUCGGAGCUGUCGUCAAGCUCGAUUGA
Molecule: messenger RNA, 555 nt
Organism: Rhodofomes roseus
Lineage: Eukaryota; Fungi; Basidiomycota; Agaricomycetes; Polyporales; Fomitopsidaceae
Product: 60S ribosomal protein L7/L12-like protein
Exons: 6
Coding region: 1-555 (184 amino acids)
Biological process (GO): translation
Cellular component (GO): ribosome
Molecular function (GO): structural constituent of ribosome
Source: RefSeq, a predicted model, not a curated record